This is a messenger RNA of Fusarium subglutinans, 8010 nucleotides long. Its product is annotated as polyketide synthase. The record is from RefSeq and is a predicted model, not a curated record. NCBI's taxonomy places the organism in Eukaryota, Fungi, Ascomycota, Sordariomycetes, Hypocreales, Nectriaceae. Gene Ontology annotation, biological process: fatty acid biosynthetic process; secondary metabolite biosynthetic process. The transcript is spliced from 5 exons. Bases 1 to 8010 code for a protein of 2669 amino acids. Gene Ontology annotation, molecular function: 3-oxoacyl-[acyl-carrier-protein] synthase activity; fatty acid synthase activity; oxidoreductase activity.
AUGCCGGUAUACACCAAAGAUAUCAUGAGCAAUGGCGACGCAAUGCCAGAGCCUCUCGUCCAAGCUGUCUUGCAGCAGGACAAGUCCAUGCCUAUCGCCAUUGUGGGCAUGGCUUGUAAACUACCCGGCGAGGCCACCAACCCAGACAAACUAUGGGAACUAUGUGCUGAGAGGAAAGCCGCAUGGAGCGAGGUUCCCAAGGAGCGUAUGAAUAUUGAUUCCUUCUGGCAUCCUGAUGGCGAACGAGGAGGAAACACAAACGCAAAGGGAGGACACUUCCUCAAGCAAGACGUUGCCGCCUUUGAUGCAUCGUUUUUCUCCAUCCCUCCCACGGAAGCAAAGAGCAUUGACCCUCAACAACGCAUCCUUAUGGAGACGGUGUACGAGGCCAUGGAAAGUGGUGGAAUGAGUAUGGACGACAUGGCUGGCUCCGACACGAGCUGCUACGUCGGAAGCUUCUCUCGAGACUACUAUGAGAUUAUCGAUCGAGAUCCGGAAACAGCACCUCUGUACUCGGUGACGGGUAACGGAGCUGCUAUUCUGUCUAACCGUAUCAGCUACUUCUAUGAUCUCAAGGGCCCCAGUCUGACCCUGGAUACAGCCUGUAGUAGUAGUCUGGUUGCCCUACACCUGGCCUGUCAGAGCUUGCGUUCAGGAGAGAGCCAUCGCUCUAUCGUCGGUGCCACCAACCUGAUUCUCAACCCGGAUAUUAUCACAGCCAUGUCUAACAUGCAUUUCUUCAGCCCCGACUCGCGAUGCUACAGUUUCGAUGCUCGUGCUAACGGCUAUUCCCGUGGUGAGGGUAUUGCUUGUUUGAUUCUCAAGCCCUUGGCUGAUGCUAUCCGCGACAAUGAUACUAUUCGUGCUGUGAUUAGAGGCACCGCGUGCAACCAGGACGGAAAGACCUCAGGUAUCAUGUUGCCUUCGCGAGAGGCUCAGGAGGAGCUUAUCAAGACGGCGUACAAGGAUUCAGGUUGUGAUUUCGCUACCACGGCCUAUUUUGAGGCUCACGGCACGGGAACACAAGCCGGCGAUCCCCUCGAAUCUGGAGCUAUCGGUAACACCUUUGGCCCCCACCGCCCUGUGGACGAGAAUGGCCGGAAGCUCCCACUUUAUAUCGGCAGUGUCAAGACAAAUGUCGGCCACACUGAAGGUACAAGUGGGCUUGCCGGUGUCAUCAAGGCUGUCUUGUCUCUUGAACGCGGUGCUAUUGCUCCCAACGUGUACUUUGAGACGCCCAAUCCGCAGAUCGACCUUGAAGGCUGGAACCUGCGAGUCCCCACCAAGGCGAUAGCCUGGCCUACCAAGGGGCAACGUCGAAUUAGUGUCAACUCGUUUGGCUUUGGCGGAACAAACGGACACGUCAUUCUUGAUGAUGCGUUUCAUUAUCUGAAUAGGCGUGGUCUGAAGGGUGCUCAUCGAACGGCUCCUAGGCCACUGCUGGACUUGCAAACUGGUAUUGCCAUGAGCAACGCGAUUGCUCCCGUCAUGUCUAAUGGCACCGGUGUCAAUGGUCAUACAAACGGCUAUACUAAUGGGAAUACCAAUGGUCUCACAAACGGCCACACCAAUGGUCAUACUAACGGUCUGACAAAUGGCCAUACUAAUGGCUAUACCAACGGCCACUCCAAUGGUCACUCUCCCCCCCCUGCAAAGCGUCACCGCGUGUUCAUCUGGUCUACUCAUGAAGAGAACAUUGCUGGAAAGAGUGCGGCCGUAUAUGCUGAGCAUCUGGCCCACCGCAAGGAGGCAGACGAGGAAGCCUUCCUCGAUAACCUCUCGUACACACUCUGCAGCCGCCGUUCCAUGCUGCCCUGGAAGUCGUUCCUGGUGGCUCAGUCUCUACCCGACUUGGCUGAGAAGGUGGCCGCGACGCGCCAGAAGCCGGUGCGCGCAUCCAUCAACCCGCUCAAGAUCGGAUUUGUCUUUACAGGCCAGGGCGCGCAGUGGUUCGCCAUGGGUCGAGAGUUGAUACAGACGUAUCCCCUCUUCCAACAGCGGCUGGAAUAUUCCGACCGGUUUGUCAAGAGUCUUGGAGCCAAAUGGUCUCUCAUUGAUGAACUGAACAAGGAUGAGGAGACAUCUCGCAUUAACGAGUCCCUCGUUAGCCAAACUGCUUGCACGGCCCUCCAGCUUGCCUUGGUUGACCUGCUCGCCAGCUGGAGUAUUCGUCCCCAGAAGGUCAUAGGCCACUCGAGUGGUGAGAUCGCCGCCGCUUAUGCUUCAGGUAUCUUGCCCACGGAAUCAGCCCUCAAGGCGGCCUACUUCCGCGGUCUGCACUCUUCCCGUGUGCAAGAAAAGCUGCCGUCUGCUGAUGGCGCCAUGAUGGCUGUUGGCCUUGCUGAGGAAGAUGCCAACAACUACAUCGGGGUCCUUGCUCCGGAGCUCGGGAAGGCAUCCGUCGCGUGCAUCAACAGCCCUACCAAUGUCACUGUCUCAGGUGACCGAGCUGCCCUAGCCGCUCUGGAACAAGCUCUCCAGAAGGAUGCCGUCUUUGCGCGGUUCCUCAAGGUAUCGACGGCGUAUCAUUCCCACCACAUGGAAGCUGUUGCUAGCGAUUAUGAGCACUCUCUGGCUGGUAUGGAGGUCAACACGCCCUCGGAAACUAUCGAGAUGGUCUCGACCGUUACUGGAGAGCUAUUGAAGUCCUCUGACAUCCUCGGCCCCAAGUACUGGAGGGAGAACAUGGUGUCCCCCGUCCGAUUCAACACUGGUCUGCAGGCUCUCUGUGCUCCCCGUGCCACUGCCAAGCGUGCUCGUCGUCUUGCCGCCAAUCAAGCAUCUGUAGACGUCUUGGUCGAACUCGGCCCUCACGCUGCCCUGGCAGGUCCAAUCAAGCAGAUUCUGGGCGUUCCCAGCUUGGAGAAGAGCGGCAUUGUGUACAAGUCUGUGCUAUCUAGGGGACAGGAUGCUUGCGCAACUGCUCUUGAGGCUGCGGCAUUCCUCUUUGCCAAGGGAUGUACGACUAUUGACCUCUACAAGGUCAACUCCCCCGCUGGAUCACAUACAGCGCAGCCGCGUGUGCUCGUUGAUCUGCCCCCAUACUUCUGGAACCACAGCAAGAGCCACUGGAUGGAGUCGCGGUUGAGUCUUGAGCAUCGCUUCCGCCGUCAUGCUCGCACCGACUUCUUGGGAUAUCCUGUCAAUGACUGGAACCCUAUGGAGCCACGCUGGCGCAAUCUCAUUCGUCUCCGUGAGCAGCCCUGGCUCAAGGGCCAUAUCGUACAGGGCUCAUAUGUCUACCCCGGCACAGGCUACAUGUGCAUGGCUCUCGAGGCGAUCCAUCAUCUGCGACACAUGCCUGAGUAUACAGCACCUCAGGGUGACUUUGUGGGAUACCGGCUGAAAGAUGUCAAGCUGAUUCGCGCUCUGAUGGUUCCAGCAAGUGAAGAGGGAGUCGAGACGCUGUUCUCUCUGCGUCACUACAAGGAAAGUACAGCUUCUUACUCCAACACUUGGUACGAGUUCCGUGUCUUCUCUUGGUCUGCCGCUGAUGGGUGGGCUGAACACGCUCACGGUAUGAUUACUGCCGUCUAUGAUGCCCCGAACACGGCUCAUGUGAACCAUAUUCCCUUCAACCCGACGAUGGAUAUUGCAGUGGGCUUGGAGACCUUUUCGGGCACCCGCACAGCUGAGAACUUGUAUGACAUCGUCGAUGCUGUGGGUUUGGUGUACGAAGAGCCAUUCCGGAACUUGACUGGAGACCUCGUGUCCAAUGAGGGCAUAGCAAAAGGAGUCGUUACUGUGCCUGAUACCAAGUCCCUGAUGCCCUUUGAGUUUGAGUAUCCUUAUAUCGUCCACCCUGCCACUAUGGACGGGUUUGUCCAGAUGGUCUUCCCCGCGUUGCUACAUGCCCAGUCCUCCAUUGCGUCUCCGUAUCUACCAGUCUUCUUCGCCGACACUUUUGUCCGUGGCGAUAUUGCUCAAGCUGCUGGCCAUCGGUUUGACUGCAUCGCAACUGCGGGAUACACUGGCUUCCGAGAGGUCACGACCAAUGUUCUUGUCCGCGACGAGGGUACCGGCAAUGCUGUGGUCAGCUUUAAGGAUGUCAAGUGCAGCGGAGUUGACUCUGGAGAGAAUGCCAAUGACGGUCUAUCGGGUCGAGAUGCUAUCAAAAAGCUGUGCUUCCACUCUACCUGGCACCCGGACCCAGAGCUCCUAUCCCAGGACAAGGGUGACGAGUUAAUGCGUCCCUUUAUUCCUGUCCCUGAAGACCCUCAGCGAGUGUCUAACCUCGAGACGAUCGCCUACUACUACUACUACCGGGUUCUGCAGACUGUUACUGAAGACCAGGUUCCCAGCAUGAAGCCACACCACCAGAAGUUCUUCCGAUUCAUGCAGUACCAGCGAGACCUCGUUUUGGCUCACAAGAGCCCUCACCAGACACCCGAGUGGGAGCAACUUGAAGACCCAGUCAUCAGCCAGAAGAUGGAGAAUCUGGCUCUCCGUCUGGAACCCUCUGGUACCGAUGCUCAGCUGAUCUGCCGAGUGGGCCGAAAGCUCGACAAGAUCCUCACCGGCGUCGUCGACCCGCUUGCGCUGAUGCUGGAAGACGAGCUUCUGUACAAGUACUACGAGUCCGUCAUGGGCUACGACAUCAUUUACCACUACGCCGAGAUCCUUGCCAACAAGAACCCUAAUAUGCAGGUUCUGGAAAUUGGUGGCGGUACCGGUGGUGCUACGGCCCCAAUCUUGUCAGCUUUCGGUGGAAAUAACGGCAAGUACCCCAAGUUUACCUCAUACACUUUCACCGAUAUCUCUUCGGGCUUCUUCGAGGAAGCCGAGACCAAGUUCAAGGACUGGGAGGGCCUUGUUGAGUAUAGACGACUCAACAUUGAAGAAGACCCUGCUGAUCAGGGUUUCGAGGCUGGAAAAUACGAUCUUGUCGUUGCGGCUUCGGUGUUACACGCUACGACCAACAUCACUCGGACUCUGGAGAACACGCGAAAGCUGCUUAAGCCGGGUGGUCGUCUCAUCUUGGUUGAGAUCUCCAAUAUGCUCAACCAGGCCUUCCUCUUGUUUGGCUGCCUGCCUGGCUGGUGGAUGUCUGAGGAGAGCUACCGCCCUUGGGGUCCUACUAUGGACCAGGAUAUGUGGGCAGAGCACCUCAGGCGUGUUGGGUUCAGUGACCUGACUCUCGCUGCACCAGAUAGCGAGGACCCCAAGGAUGAGCUGGGCAGGGUCUUCUCUUGUGUUGCUGUUGAGCAGCCUGCCCCUCCAUCCGUCGACCCAUCUAUUUCAUCGGUGGUACUGAUCGUCGAUGACGGCGCACCUAGUGAGUUGGAGCAGGCUCUUGACGCGAAUCUUUCGAAGCUGGGUGUUCCAGUUCGUAGGACUCGACUUGCCGAAGCGGCAGACACACCCCUCCAGAACGCUUGCUGCGUGUCUCUGGCCGAGCUCAACCGUUCCGUCAUCAAGGAUAUGGCAUUGGCCGAGUUUGAAGGCAUCAAGACUAUCUUCAAGUCUAGCCGAGCUUUACUCUGGGUGACCGAAGGAGCAUUCAACAACGCAAGUCGUCCAGAGUCGGCCCUCUUCCACGGUCUUGCUCGCUCGCUCCGGGCUGAGAACGAGACCUUCCCGUUGACCACGGCGGACUUUGCGUACAUCAAUCGGAAGAACCCUUCAGAGACUGUACAACAAUUGCUUGAGUUAUUGCAGCAAGUCCUGCGGAACCCCGGAACUCAGGAGCCCGAGUAUCACUAUGAAGAUGGCUCUUGGAAAGUCUGUCGCUGCCUCGAGUCUGUUGAUGCCAGCGCUCAGAUCCAUGGCCGGCUACACCAUGAAUCGGCUGUCAGCGAUAAGACAGAGUUGCAGCCCUUCUACCAGCCCGGUAGGCCCUUGAAGUUGAGCAUUAAGACGCCCGGCCUUCUGGAUACGCUGCGCUUCGAAGACGAUCCUCUACCAGCCGAACCUCUUGGCCCCGACGAGGUUGAAGUUGAAGUCAAGGCGUCCGGCGUCAACUUCCGCGAUAUCAUGAUCUGCACGGGACAGAUGUCUGACCCUUCUCUUGGACUUGAGUGUGCUGGCAUUGUCCAUCGCGUCGGAGACAACGUCUCUAAUGUCAAGGUCGGUCAGCGCGUGGUAGCGUGGACUCGAUAUAACUACUCCAACUAUGCUCGUACUCCCGCUUGCGUUGUCGAACCAAUCCCCGACGACAUGAGCUACGCCGCCGCGGCCUCAUUGCCCAUCGUAUAUAACACCGUCAUCUAUGGGCUACAACACAUAGCUCGUCUCCGCAAGGGCGAGUCGAUUCUCAUUCACGCAGCUGCUGGAGGUGUUGGUCAAGCAGCCAUCACCCUAGCCCAACGUCUUGGGGCGGAUAUCUUUGUAACGGUUGGAACUCAAGACAAGCGAGACCUCAUCAAGAGCGAGUUUGGAAUCCCUGACGAGCGUAUCUUUUCUAGUCGUGAUAUUAGCUUUGCGCAAGAUAUCAAGAAGGCAACCAAAGGCCGUGGCGUUGAUGUCGUGCUCAACAGCUUGGCGGGAGAGAUGUUGAGUGCUACGUGGGACUGCAUUGCUACAUUUGGCCGCUUCAUCGAGAUAGGCAAGAAGGAUAUGAUAGACAACCGUCGGCUCGAUAUGGAGCCGUUCCUGCGCAAUGUCAUGUUUGCCUCUAUCGAUCUCAUCACCGUCUAUGAGCAGAACAUCUCGUUGGCAGGUGAGCUUCUCCAUGAGACGAUGGACCUCAUCCGAACCAAGGCCAUCAAACCUAUUCCCCGCGUCAAGACAUUCUCAUUCUCCCAAUUUGAGGAGGCCUUUCGUUUCAUGCAGCAAGGCAAGCAUGUCGGUAAGAUUGUUAUGGUGCCCGAAGAGAACGACAUGAUCCCAGCUAUCCCAGCAUCAUCGGGUCCCUUCACUUUCCAAGAGGACGCGUCAUAUCUCAUUGCUGGAUUUGGCGGUCUCGGUCGCAGUAUGGCACGCUGGAUGGCUUCACGAGGUGCCAAGAACCUCAUCUUUGCUUCUCGUUCUGGAGACGGCCGCCCUGAAGUGCGCGAGCUCAUUGAUGAACUUGAUGAGGUUGGCACGCGAGUUAAGGCUCUGCCCGUUGACAUCACCAAUGGACCAGCACUAGAUGCCGCCAUAAGAGGCAUUGCCGACAGUUUCCCACCUCUCCGUGGUGUUGUUCAAGCUGCCAUGGUUCUGGACGAUGCCAUUUUCGACAACAUGUCUCUCAAGUCGUUCAACAACGGCAUUAGACCCAAGGUUCAAGGAACUUGGAAUCUGCACCAGUCUACGUUGAAGCAACCGCUCGACUUCUUCGUCAUCAUGGCGUCUUCUGUCGGUGUUCUUGGUAACUCCGGUCAGGCCAACUACUCAGCCGGUAACGCGUACGAGGAUGCUCUCGCACAAUACCGCCGGUCGCAAGGACUCCCUGCCAUCUCGGUUGAUCUGGGUAUGAUCUUGUCUGUGGGAGCCGUGGCUCAGGAUUCUACAGGAAUGAUUCGCAACAAUCUAGAGAGCAAAGGAUUCGUGGGCAUUGAGGAGGAUGAGUUCCUUGCCAUCCUCGAGACUUCCAUUCGAGAGUCAUUCUCUUCAUCAGCUGCCGGUCAGAUGAUUACUGGCAUCCAGACACAAUCCACCCUUCCAGGUGAUGACGGCGUUCCCGUUGACGAACCCUUCUGGAAAUCUAGCCCAGUCUUCUCUCACCUCCCGAAACUGGGCGCCCGCUCUUCCGGCCAGUCCAACAAUGCGGGCGAGCAGUCCAUUCAGUCCCUCCUCAAGGGCGCCCUCUCACUAACUGAUGCUGUGACGGUCAUCAUCGAUGCAAUGACAAUCAAGCUCAGCCGCAGUCUGAUGAUGGACGUCGCAGAGCUGGACCCGACCCGACCAACCAGUGCAUUUGGAAUAGACAGCUUGGUGGCUGUCGAGCUCCGGAACUGGUUCCAGAAACACAUGAAGGCUGAUAUUGCCGUGUUUGAGAUUUUGCAGACGAAUAGUCUGCAGACGCUUGCCUUUAGAGUUGCAGAGAAGAGUACUUUGGUGGAAAGCUCCCUGGCGGAUGGACAGUGA